Rhagoletis pomonella (apple maggot) is the source of this 1293-nucleotide messenger RNA. RefSeq names its product odorant receptor 22c (gene Or22c). The transcript is spliced from 7 exons. The record is from RefSeq and is a predicted model, not a curated record. The coding region runs from base 16 to 1221 and encodes 401 amino acids. Gene Ontology annotation, biological process: sensory perception of smell; detection of chemical stimulus involved in sensory perception of smell. NCBI's taxonomy places the organism in Eukaryota, Metazoa, Arthropoda, Insecta, Diptera, Tephritidae. Gene Ontology annotation, cellular component: plasma membrane. Gene Ontology annotation, molecular function: odorant binding; olfactory receptor activity.
CCUCACCAUCAAAGAAUGCGCCAUUUUCUGGGCCCACAGGUGCCCAUCGAAUGCAGCUUCUUCCGCAUCCCGCGCAUUUCGGCGCGCAUCGCCGGUUUUUGGCCUCAAUCACCUAACGGCCCGCCGCGCACUUCUCUAACGGUAUUGCGUUUCUGCGUGAAUACAUUUGCGGUUGCUUUAGGCGCCUUCGGUGAGAAUUUCUACGGUUUCAUGUAUCUGGACGAUCUUUUUAGUGCACUCGAGGCAUUCUGUCCAGGAGUUACCAAGGUCAUAUCGUUGUUGAAGAUGACCAUGUUUUUUGUACGCCAUAAGCGUUGGCAACGUGUGAUUCAUGCGAUGCGUAUGUUGUUGUUGCAGGAUACCAGCAACGAGAAGCGUCGCAUCAUGGAGCCACUGGCCUCGUUUGCAUCGCUGCUGUCCUUUGCGCUACUCGCAGCUGGUUCGCUAACGAAUACGUUUUUCAAUGUUUCGCCGCUGGUGAAAAUGGUCUACUACAAAUGGCAAUCGCAGGAAACGCCGUUGCUGUUGCCCUUCAAAGUUGUUUUGCCGGAACUGCUUGUCAAUUUACCCUAUUACCCGGCCACCUACCUGAUGCUGACGCUCUCCGGCGCCAUGACAGUGUUCACCUUCAGUGCCGUGGAUGGAUUCUUCCUUUGCGCUUGUUUGUAUACGUGUGCAUUGUUUCGUAUGUUGCAAUUUGACAUACGCCAUACAUUCGCUGAAUUGCAAGAACUGGAGUACUCCACGUUGUUGCAAAAUGUGCGGAUACAACGUCGUUUGGCGGUGCUGGUUGAACGCCACAACAAAGUCAUCGAUCUGUGCAGCGAUUUCGCAUCGGAAUUUACACUCAUCGUGCUAAUGCAUUUUCUUUCAGCCGCGCUGGUAUUGUGCUUUAGCAUUUUGGACAUGAUGCUGAACUCCGCCUCCAUUGGCAUAGUCACGUACAUCUUUUACAGCAUUGCUGCACUAACACAACUCUUUCUCUAUUGCAUUGGUGGAACUUAUGUUAGUGAAAGUAGCGUGGAAGUGGCUCAAGUUAUUUACGAUAUUGACUGGUACAAGUGUGAUUUACGCACGCGUCGUAUGCUUUUGAUAAUGUUACAACGUGCACAGAAAGCCAAAACGAUUGCAGUGCCAUUUUUUACACCAUCGUUGUCAGCUUUUCGAUCGAUCAUAAGUACAGCUGGUUCGUAUAUUACAUUACUAAAGACAUUCAUAUGAGUACGGGUAGUUUAUUUAUAUGAUUAAAAUGGCCAAAAGGAUAUAAUAUCUUUUUUAAGAAAAUGUGAAUAU